GGCUUUGUCUGCGUCUUCUCCCUCGCUUCCUCCCUCCUUCCUUCAUCGCCUGCUCGCCUCGUCUGCCUUCCUGCUGACCUCAUUCCGUUUACUGGCCGUGCUUGGCUCUGCCUCCCAAGCAACCCGCCGCAAUGGCCGCCGCAAUCCCCAUCAACCCAUCGAGCAUCCAGUGGGUGUCCCACUACCAAAGCAACCGCACUCCGCCCCAGUGUGCACCGAGCGCAAGUUCUGCCGUCAACGUUAUCAACAACCUGGGCGACUUUUUGAUUGCUUCCAAUCGAUGCACCUGCUCUCCGGCGACAGGCAGCGUCCCCAGCAGCUGCCAGUACAUCUCCGUCGUUCCCGCCAACAGCUCCAUCUUUGCAAACGACUGCGGUCAGGACCCCACCUGCAAGAAGAGCUGUCGGGUGGUUGGCCAGUACUCGACCACGAAUCCAAACCCGUGCUCGACCAACUUCCUCAGCGGAGCAUUCAGCUCGCUCGACUUCACCACAACGGCCCUCUGGGAUUCCAGUUUCAAGACAAAAUAUUUUGCCUACACUACCUUCAGCCUCAACGACGCAAGCUGUAGCACCGUCGUCGAUGUCAACCGCACGUCUGUCUACCCAACCUGCACCCAGAUAAAGACUGGGCUCUACUCAAUCACCCUGAAGAACACGGCCCUCAACCGCCUCGAGUUCUAUGCAUGCUCGGACUCGGCAUGCAGCGCGUGUCAGAUGGCGAGCUCUCUCUCGAUCAGCAGCGCAUGCUCGCUCGACUCCAAGGAUUCAGGGACGUAUUUCAGCAUCUAUCUCCGAGGCAGCUUGCUGAGCGAUCCGUCGCUGGCUCUCAAAUCCAGCUUGCCCACCCGAACGACGACCCAAUCGUCCAAGCCCUCUCGGACCUCGUCUCCAGAUCCCAGUCCCACCCCUGGGCCCGCUAGCAACGGAGCCCUCAUUGGUGGGAUUGUCGGUGGUGUCGUUGCUGUUGCCGUCCUCGCCAUCGGGCUCUUCGCCUGGACUCGGGCACGAUCGAAAAAGACCCAGCCCCAGGCCGAGCGUGCUGCCGCUGCACUCCCGAGCCCAGCUGCACCCUCCCCACCCGACCAGUCUUUGGACACCCGUGAUGGCCCCGUCUCCCUCCAAGCCCAUGCUCAGUAUUCAGCACCAGUAGAGCCGCUUCCGGUACAGGCCCCCGCCUCGCGGUUCUCUGAGGCUCCCUAUUCGUCUGGCAUUCGGUACGCACCUGGACCUCAGUAUCCUCCAGCGGCAUCCUAUCCCAACAGUCCAGGCCUUCCUCAAGAUCCUCGCUAUUCCCAGCAUUAUCCCCCAGACUCUGGCUACUCGACCAACCCGGCCUAUUCCCCUGCCGCCUCAUACCCACCUGCCCAGCCCUAUUAUCCCAACCACGCCUAUUCUAGCUACCACGCUCUCCCCGAUCCUGGCAUGAACCGCAACUCCCAGAACUCGUCGUAUAGCCCGACCGAUCCUACUGCCUAUCGGUUCUCGGCUCAGCUCUCGCCCGAGUCGGACCAGCCACCCAACUAUGGAUCCUUGGUCAAGGGCCAGCCCAGCGGGCCCGUCUAUGUGGACCAAAAGUUCCAGAUCGCGAGCUUCCGGCGAGACGAACAGGACCCGGUCCAUGUGCCAAACUCCGACUCCGACCCGACCCCGGGUGCCUCCAAACACCGAACUUUGGACUAUUCCGGCUCGCUUGGUGCUGGUUCGCGAUGCGUUGCUGUCGUCCCUGUCGGGCGCAACAGCCCCUCGGACCUACCGCUGAAGCCCGGCGAUGUUGUCAUUCUUCAGAAUGAGUUCCAGGAAGGAUUUGCGCAGGCUUUCAACCAGACCACGGGACUCUCGGGCCGUAUUCCCGUGGACAGCAUUGUGCCGCUUGGCCAGGAACGGUAUCUUCCCUCGUUGUAAUUCGCCAGCGCGAAGCCAUACCCAAUAUCCCUGUCACGGUUGGCGUAGCGUUCUCUCCAGCCCACGCCAAGGCUCAUAUCUGCGACUCUGCCGCCACAAUCUCUGUGAAAUACAUCAUCUCGACGGCAUGCUCGCCGCUCUGCCGCUCGAUUUGUUGAGCC
Messenger RNA from Polychytrium aggregatum, 2065 nucleotides. RefSeq lists its product as uncharacterized. The record is from RefSeq and is a predicted model, not a curated record. Lineage: Eukaryota; Fungi; Chytridiomycota; Chytridiomycetes; Polychytriales. Gene Ontology annotation, molecular function: protein binding. The transcript is spliced from 4 exons. Bases 132 to 1904 code for a protein of 590 amino acids.